CGCCGGGGCGGAGCCGGGACCAUAGAGAGGGGCGGCUAGAGAGGAGCCCGCCCGUCGGCCCGGGCCGGGGGUGGGGGGCGGUGUCGCCAUGGCGACCUGGAGGCUACUGCUGCGCGCGGGGCCGCGGCUGCUGCGGGAGCGCCGGGGACGGGUACCGCAUUGCUUGAUCAGAAGAACAUUUUUUGGGUAUCCCCUAGAUAAAGCAGGUUCUGCUCUGGUCCAGCAGACUAAAGGUGUUUGUUUGAGGUUCUGCAGACUACGAAGUUCUACAACAGCUGCUGACACAUCUGGAGAGGACAUCUUACUCAAAUGGGGCCUUUUCCUGGUCCCUUUGACCACAUUCUGUCUUGGCACUUGGCAGGUUCAGCGACGAAAGUGGAAAUUAGAUUUGAUUGCACAACUGGCAUCGAGAAUUACAUCAGAGCCCAUCCCUCUGACAUUAGACCCCAUGGAACUGAAGGAACUGGAGUACAGACCUGUAAAGGUCCGAGGGCAUUUUGACCACUCCAAGGAGCUCUAUAUUUUGCCACGGUCACUUGUGGACCCUGAGCGAGAAGCCAGAGAAGCUGGGCGGCUGACAUCCCACCCGGAAAAUGGAGCGAAUGUCAUUACUCCUUUCUACUGCACAGAACUGGGGGUCACAAUUUUAGUCAACCGAGGAUUUGUGCCCAAAAAGAAAUUGAAACCGGAGACCAGGCUGAAGGGACAGAUUGAAGAUGAAAUUGAUCUCACUGGGGUGGUGAGGUUAUCAGAAACCCGGAAGCCUUUUGUGCCUGAGAACAACAUUGAGAAAAACCGCUGGCACUACCGUGACCUGGAGGCUAUGGCAAAGGUGACCGGCGCUGAGCCCAUCUUUAUCGACGCAGAUUUUAGAAGCACGGUCCCAGGGGGGCCCAUCGGAGGCCAGACAAGAGUGAGCCUGAGAAAUGAGCACAUGCAGUACAUCGUCACCUGGUAUGGCUUAUGUGCUGCGACUUCAUUCAUGUGGUACAGAAAAUUUAUACGAAAGAUACCUCUGUGAGAAGGGCUAACCUCUUCUGGAGUACAGCCAGGAGCAGGCUUGUACAGAAGACAUCAGUCUGAUCAGUCCGCAGUAACUGAAGCACCCAGAGUUUCAGGGCAACAUGUUUGGUAAACAUGCACAGCUAUCAUGCUGUAAAGAGACUUUAAAACAACUGAUGCAGGGUCUGAGCGCCUACCAGUGUGGCUUGGGCUGCAGCUUGGAAGCACUGAACUUCAACAUUGUAAACGGUUGCUGAGCCUUCUAGUGCAGCUGAUUUAUGCAGUAAUCUCAAGGAUACAUUCUUCUGUUGUGGUUGGUUGUUAAAGCAGUGGAGAAGUUAAAAUUUUGUAGUUUAUUUUCCAAAAAACCAGCAAGGGAUUUUGUAAAUCGCUUUCUUUGCAAGGAGUGGUCAUUCCUGACCUCAGGAGUGAUUUCACAGCAGUUGCAUCAGAAGAGGGCCUAUAGGUGCUUGUGUUGUGCAUCGUGUAUCUUAACAGUGACAGCCCUCAAUUAAAGGUUACUGUGGACACUCAA
Phalacrocorax carbo (great cormorant) is the source of this 1537-nucleotide messenger RNA. NCBI's taxonomy places the organism in Eukaryota, Metazoa, Chordata, Aves, Suliformes, Phalacrocoracidae. The record is from RefSeq and is a predicted model, not a curated record.